GCCGGAUUCACAGCAUUUCAAGAGACUGUCUUCAAUUUGGUGGACAAAAUCUAACGGUAAAGAAAGCAUUGACAAGAAUUAUAUCUUGAAGUGUGAUGUCUACAGACAAUCGCGAUGGAAGGUGGAACUGGAGUCUACUACCAAGCAAUGCCUGCAGUGGGACCGGAUGGGAAAAAUGUCAUGAAGUUGAUCCCUGUCCACAAAGUGAACGGACAGUUUUUCCAGACACCUUUCAUUGCAGAAAGGGACAAUGUUGAUAUACAGCUAAAAGUCCUAACAAAGCCUGGUCAUCCAUCCCCAGCCCCUUCAUCUCAGCCACAGACUAGACUCACCUCCGUUCAGCCUAUAGCAGAUGGACAGUAUGUCUUUACGCCGCCAGAGGUCAGCAAUUUAUUUAACUCCCAAAAAGUUCAAAACAGUGGAAUUAAUGAGUUAUCCAAACUCACUCCUAAGCAAGUGCUUGUUCCUCUUGCAGUGCACACCGUUUCUCAGUGUGCAGUACAGUUACCCCCUCAAACCAAUGGACAGACCAUGGCAGUUGUCCAAAAGCUGCCGGUUACCGUAAAUUCACCUGUUCUUCCAAAUGGUCAUUGCCUUCAGAUCCCUCCAAAUGCGAAAGUUAGGACUCUCCCAGCCUCUGCACUCCCACCUUCCAUCAAAAGCCGGAUAAUGAAGUCUGUAAAUAACAUCUCUAACAAUGAGAAGGGUCCACAGACUGUUGUGUUAGUGUCCCCUGUGAACUCUGUGAAGAUCAAUUCUGACCAACAAGUGUUGUUGGCAAACCCAAUUCAAAUACAGAAGGCCUUGUCUCAGAAUCAGCCUGCAAACUUUGGAACAAACCCACCUGUUUGUUCCCUAUCCAAUAAAAAACCAAGUGACAAUUUGAAUGCUCCAAUUAAAUGGGUAGUUCAGGAGGGGACGGGUGCAUUUGCUCCUUGUCUUGUACCUGUAUCAUCAACACAUGUGAACUCCGACUCCAUAGAAGGAGUCAAGCAUGUAGAGUCAGUCACCACGACAAGUGAAAUCUUGGCAAGCAAAGCCACGCCUGCUGAAAUCAGCCAAGAAACGAUCAACCCAGGCAAGGACAAUGCCCUUGUCAUGUGCAAUGGGAAGGUGUACUUUGUGGCCAAAAAAAAUUCGGAGAUCGCAAGGGAUGUGAUGGUCAGUGAAGGUGGGAAAAAGGGGUUUAUCAGCACCUCUCCUGCUCUUCCCUCCAGCUCUGCUCUGGCAUUAGAAUCUUCUAAGGUAACUAAAGAGCAGAACUUAAAAAUAAAUGUAAACAGUGGUACUCCAAGUGAAAUCAUUGAUCUCUGUGAUGAUGACGAGGAGAGUUCCACAUGCCUGGGAGGUUCCCCCGGCAAUUUGCCCACACCAAGUCAAACAGAGGUGGACGAGAGUGAUGAAGACUCUAAUGUAAUAUUUGUAUCAUAUAUUCCACCAAAGUCAGAGACUCACGCUGGUGAGGAGGAGACAAAUUCAGAAUCUUGGAACAAAAGGAAAGGAUUAGCACACACAGAGAUGGUAAUGUCUGAAAAAUCCACCUCUCAGAAUGAAAGGGAAGAAACGGCACACGCAGGGAUAGAAAUAAGCAAAAAAUCUGCCUCUCAGAACAAAAGGGAAGAAACAGCACGCACAAAGAUGGAAACUGGCACAAAAUCUGCCUCUCUGAGGGAAAAGGUUAAAACGGCACAUGCAGAAAUGGAAAAAGAUGGAGAUCAGGAAAAUCCUGCUGCUAUGGAUGGUUAUGACAAGAUGGGUGUGGAUGAGAAGGCCAAUGAAUCUGAAAUGGCAGAGAAGAACUUGAGUUUUCUGUCUGAAAAUGAGGAUAUGCAGCAUAAAGAAGUGGAGAGUGUAAGUCCAUCAACCACUUUGUUGGCAGAGUCAAAAUGCCAAGAUGAUGCAGCCGUUGGUGAAACUUUCAGCAGUGGACAUCUCCAUAAUGUUUGCACUCAAGCAACUGAUUUAAAGUCCUUGGUAAAUCCAGCCCCUGAUCAAGAGAGUCAACACAAGAGCGACCUUAAGCUAAGACGAGAAUUUGGCAUCACCUCUGACUUACAAAUUUGUAUGCAAAGAAUAAGUACAACUGCAAAGCCAGAUCUACAACCAGAAAAAAUUGUAGUAAACAAGAUCACAUUAGGCGGCCUUCGCAAAUUGAUCCAAGAGUCACAGCUACAGUCAAAAAUCCAGCAGAUGAUUCAGGAGCCCCAAACAAAGAUUGAGGAGGAUAGAGGCAUGACCGAAAUCGAAAGAAAGAAGCUGGAGCAAAAUGGAAAGGAUGCACAUCAAGAUGUUCCCUCACUCAGCACCAUAAACAUUUCAUCUGACUCUAAAUGCAAAGGCAAAAAGUCACUAAAUAUUUCAGUUUCUUCAAUUGAAAACAGUUUGGUUUCGCAGACAUUUGAAGUUUGUUCAUCCAGUCAAAAUUCUGGAGAAGUAGCAGAAUCUACAGCCAAUAAGGUUCAAAUGCAAUAUGAAAUUCCAGGAGAUAUUACUUGUAGCACACAUUGUGAUACCCUCUCAUCAGAACAAACUGUAACACAAACUACUAGUCAAAACCUCUCGCCUUCAAAUGCAACAAGAAAGACACCACCACGCUCAAAGAGAGGUAAGAUGUGCACGGCCUGUCCCUGUGGGACUGUGUUAGGGACUGCAGAGGCAACUUCAUCACUCCAACAGCAAGAGAGGCUGAACCCACACACUGUUGAGUCACACAAAGAGGCAAGAAGAAACUGCUUAAAUAAAACACCAGUGGAGAGACGUCAAUCUGACACUCAUCAACCAACAAGAGGUCAUGAUCCUGUUAAGAAAGCAGGGAAGAAACGGUCAUCAAGCAGUCCACAGAAUGACAAAUCUCUUUCUAAAAAGUGCAUUAAAGAAACCUCACAUGCCAUCUCUGAGAUGUCAGAACAAGACAUUAGCCAUACGCAAAUAACAUCAAAUGAAACCAGCAUGCGGUCCUAUCCUUGGAAACAGCAGGAUCCCAAAGUAAACGAAUUGUCAACUCAAGAUCUGUACUCUGUGGAAGUUCUUGAUGCUGAGGAGAUAAAACGACGUGAGAGAAUCAAACGCUUGAAGGAUCUUCUUAAGGAGAAGGAGGCUGCGCUGGAAAGGAUGCAACGAAGCAUGGAUUUUUAGUCAUGUCUGAUUCCUUUUAAAAGACUACACCUUGUGAUAACAACAUGAAUAUAACUGGGAAUACCACCAUCAAAUGUAAAAAAAAAUGUAUUUAUUUUGCACAGCAUCUUUGUUCGUUCUUAACUUUUUUCCCUGUUAAUAUGUAUUGCAAAUUUCUGUCAUAUUUUAUUGAAACUUUGUUUUGAUGCACGUUAUGUUAUGCGUCUUAUUUAUAGUUUGCAGUAUAUUUAAGCAAAACCAGAUGCUGUCAUCUGUUUUUGUCAUCUUUGUUAUUUGAUUUUAGGUGCCUUUUAUAAAUACUUUGAUAUGUUUUUUCUGUAGUUUCAUUCAUAAUACUACAGCCUCAUUUUUUAUUAAAAAACUUCAAAUACACAGUGUAAAUAAAAUGCGAAAUUGUUGUAGAGUUAGGAGUUAGUUUCUGCUGUACUUUUAAGCCGAUUACUUACAAAAUACUGUAGCAGCCCAGCCUGCUCAGGAGCAUUCCAAAGAUGGCUGCCACGUGAACUGACAUGACUUGAAAGGGAUUUUGGUCAAGGUCACAGCAAUCGGAGAAGAUUACAAACUCUGCACACUCAACUCCCAUUCUCUCAUUGUAUGUAUUUCAUGAUGGAGUGACCAGUGGAGGGAUAAGAGCCUGAUAUGAGGCUGACCAUUUUCAGUUACAUUUGUUAUUUCCUCUCCCUCUGCGUUUUCCUUCCUGUGAAAAAAGAAACAAUACAAUAGAUGUAUAGAAUAGUCACCUUAUUCAUGUAGAGUUUGUUUCUUGAACAGGAGACAGUGAAUAUAGCACCAACCAAGUUCAGACAAUGUGUCAACGUGUGAUUCAAGGUAGCAUAAUACCGUUAUAAUAUCUUAAAAUGGCCUCAAGACAUUAUAAAUUGCAUUAUAAAAUGCUGAACAACUUACCUGCAAAACAUUAAAAGGCAAAUGAUAGAAGUUGAAAAUAUAUGACAAAAAAACAAUUGAUAAAAUUGCAAUCACUGAUGCAUAUUCUAUUAUUUUACAGCCAUUUCAAAUCAGAUUUAUAAAAUUAACCAAUACUGUAUACAGUAUUAGCAGAAUCAUAUGUGAAAACUUAAUAAUAAUAAAUGAAGAUACAACUGUUUCUUACUACCACUGACAAAUAAUAUUUAUUACUGCCAUACAGACUUUUUAGCACAAUCUCACAAACCAAACAGUCCUGAUUGUAUUCUGCAACAAAUUCAAUUAAGAUAAAUCCUGUAUCAAGCUGUGCAAAUUCUGACCUUGUGCAGUGGAAAAUGGUCCCUUAUCAAGCUAAUCAAGCCUCCAAGAGGGAUAAAGGCCAACGGUGGUGCAACAGAGAGAGAGCAUUUACGGGCAGCUGUCUGUCAUAUGUGUGUGUUUGUGUCCUUUUGUUUAGUUCUACAUUAAAAUAUUAUUUAUAUCGUCAAGCCGGUUCUCGCCGCCUCCUUUCCACUAAUACCUUUACAGAUAUAUAUGCAGUAAAAUCAAACAAGGUGCAGCACAAACAAUUUUGAACUUUGUCCAUUUCUUGCAGUUCAAAACUAAUGGAGAAACAGUGACUCAAAACUUUCAGAGAUUGAAGAGUUCAGUCAUAUCAGUAACCUUAUAAAAGCUCUUUUAUUCUACAUGGGGCAGCCAUUUUAUGAUCAAAUGAUCAGCCAAAUACUAGCUUAAUCUCAGUAACCACCCUGUUAUUGGACACUUUCAUACAUGUAUUAUAUCAAUCCUGGUUAACUGUACAUGUGAAUUUCUACAAUGGCAUUGGUAACUGAAAACUACUGUUUGAAUGUGUCAGUGUAAGCCAAUGUUAUAGCCACUUUGACAUUCUUCAAAAACUUACUGAGUGCCCCUUUAAUAAAUGUGAGGACAAUUUAAAUAAAUUAUCCUCUUUUUUAACCAUAUAUGUAUUUUCUAUGUAUUAUGUGGUAUUAACAAUGGGCUGAAAUAGGGCAGAU
Messenger RNA from Xyrauchen texanus (razorback sucker), 5075 nucleotides. It is a transcript of the gene lrif1, whose product is annotated as ligand dependent nuclear receptor interacting factor 1. Gene Ontology annotation, biological process: regulation of DNA-templated transcription. The coding region runs from base 115 to 3135 and encodes 1006 amino acids. NCBI's taxonomy places the organism in Eukaryota, Metazoa, Chordata, Actinopteri, Cypriniformes, Catostomidae. The transcript has 4 exons. The record is from RefSeq and is a predicted model, not a curated record. Gene Ontology annotation, molecular function: nuclear retinoic acid receptor binding.